CAGACUGUAUUUCACAUAAGAAAAGGCAUUAAAUGCUAAAGAUCUGUUGAAAUGAAAGUGUAGUACAGAAGUGAAAAGUGCAUUUAAGACAAUCGGAAGAAAAUCCUUGAAAAGGGGGACACCCGGGAGGACAGAUUUCGCGGGGGACAAAUCUUUAUAUGUGGAAUUGUCCCCCUUAUGGGGGGACAUCUGGCAACCCUGGAGCUCAGAAACAUCUCAUUUUGUCCAGAAAUCUUUGCUCUAUUCGAUUAAACUAAUGGUAAAAAGUUCAAUCAUACAGUAAAUAUAGAAGGGAUAAAUUUAUUAUUGGUCCAUCCCGUACAACAAUUUGUUUAUAAAAUCUUUUUUUUUUCUAGAUAAAAUUGUACCAUUACCAUCCGUUGUUUGUGUUGAUCAAUCAACUAAUCUAAUUAAUGAUUUUUAUAAUCAAAAUAAAUUUAAAAAAGUUGAAGAACGUUUAAAAUAUACGUUUAAAAAUAAAGCAUAUCUUGUUGCAGCAUUAACUCAUCCAUCAAAUUUUGCCAAUAAAUUAACUGUUUGUUAUGAACGAUUAGAAUUUUUAGGUGAUGCUGUUCUUGAUUAUUUAGUAACACGAGAAAUAUUCAUAAAAAAUGAAAAUAUUACGCCAAGUCUUGUUACGAAUAUUCGUGAAGAUCUAGCUAAUAAUGGACGUUUAGCGUAUAUAUUUGUUGCUCUUGAUCUUCAGUCAUCUAUUUUACAUCAUUCACCUUCAUUAUUUGCAGAAAUAUCAUCGUAUGUUUCACAAUUUGAACAAAAUGAAUCAUUGGAUAAACGUCUAAAUAAUAAUAUUUCAUCGUAUGCUGAUAGUACAGCUCCAAAAGCCUUAGCUGAUGUUUUCGAAGCGAUUGUUGGUGCCAUAUUUUUUGAUUCGGGGAAUUCUUUACAAACCGUAUGGAAUGUAUUUGAACCAUUUUUCAGAAAUUACAUUGAGCGAUCUAUGAAUAGUCCAAAUUUGAAUCCAAUACAAUAUAUUAACCAACAUGGAGGAAAAGUGAUCAGUGAAUAUCACGAUGAACAAAAGGGUUCUGUGUGUAUUGUUGAAGUUCUUAAUGGUAAAAGAUAUGAAGGUACUGGAAAAAGUAAAAGACUAGCAAAAUCGGAUGCGUGUCGAAAAGCAGUAAUAGAAAUGACAAAUGAAUAA
Molecule: messenger RNA, 1162 nt
Organism: Didymodactylos carnosus
Lineage: Eukaryota; Metazoa; Rotifera; Eurotatoria; Philodinida; Philodinidae
Source: the annotation of a GenBank genome assembly